CUUAAUUGCAUUGUUUGAAUGCGUUAGUGUCGGGAAGUUCUAGUCCGAUUUGAAUGUUACAUCUGUUAUUCUUACAAUGUUAGAUAGCCUAUUUAUCUCGUUAUGAUUAAACGCAGAGCAGUAAUAUGUUAUAAAACGGGGAGCAGUACUUCUUAAAAAUUUCUAACUUAUAUUUUCAAAACCACGCGGACUUAGUGGCGCGUAACAGCUAGUGUCAUUGUAAGUUUUUGUUAAAGUGUUUGUAAGUGUAAUUUAACUCUAAUAUCAAUUGUCGAAAUCUACCUCUUCAGUUAAAAUAUGUUUAUCAACACAAAAAUGAUAAGGUAACUAAAACAAAAGAUUUAUUUCGCACCGAAGGCUCUGGUACCAUGCGUUAUGCGAAACGUAUCAUGUAAUUAAAAUCAAAAUCUCAUACACUUCCGCACCUUUACCAAAAUGUUAGAUAAUGCAUCGGCCGGCGACACGGUUCCUCGUACACAUUGUCAUACAAACGAACUUUAAAUACCUACAGUCAUAUGUAUUCGUUUCCAUUGAUAUAAAACGAAAUAUAUUCGGCUUUGUGAAUAACUAGAAUGCCUAGAUUUCAAAUCUAUGACGUAUGAUUAUUUGAUCUAGGUAUAUUGUUGUUUGAGUAUUGUUGCCCUUGUACUGAUGAUGGAUAAUGUAUUAUAAUAGGAAAAUAAGUAAGUGCUAGCAAGCGCAAAAAGUCAGAAGAAAAAUAUUUUUAAAAAUAUUUUUAAGAAUGUAGAUCAUAGUUCUUCUGUAAAUAUAAACCAAAUAGGUACUUUUUUACCGGGAUGGUUGGCGCUCUUUUUGGGGGAGGCCUACGUUCAGCAGUGGACGGCGAUAGGCUGAGAUGAUGAGGUACUUUUUUUACUAUUUGUAGUAGAUGGGGCAAAAAUUCGUAAAUUCAUAAUGUAAUGUGUUCAUAGCUUAAGAGGAUAGAAAACCUCAAUUUUUAACUGAAGCAAUAUCUGAGAAAUACUACCACGUCACUGCACACUGCUGUCACCUCAAAAGAGAAGUAAUAAUACCAACAUUUUCCCAUGAACGGUAUCUUUUUGAUUUCCGAUAUACAAUGGAAACAGUGUGAUUGUCACCGAACAAAAAGGUCAUUUGGCGUGACCAUUGCCCAGUGGGCUUCAGACCCCACCGGUAGAGCUGUGCCGAACGUCGCGACUGCUGCACGGACACUGGAUAUGAUCAGGUAAACUAUUUUAUAUUUUGUGAUAUUUGUCAUAGUACAUAUAAUAAAGAGUUUAUAAUUGACGCAGAGCUGGGAAAACGCCUCUGCCCAUCUAGGGAAAGAUGGUUUUGAUUUAUAUUAACGUGAGUGUGUGAGUCCACACAAAAGUUUUGAAUUUGAGUUAUCAGUCGGUUGAUUGUUGUUUGUCACAAAAAAAGAGCUUUCGUUCUUGGAGUGCUUAGUUAAAAUUCAUUCACUAUUUAAAUAGGUAGUUAUAGAGUAUAAGUGUAACAAAUUUAUAAUUUCGCAUUGUGUAUCAUGAAUUCGGUGAAUAAACUUAUCUAUUUGAUGUAUAAAAGCCAAUUACUUUAUGUUUAUGCGAGAAGUUUUGCACAAGAUUUGUUUCUUACAACUUUAUAAGUCCUAAGACACUUACAACAGGCAGUGACGCUUUUAUUCGUGAGUCUGUUGCUGUAGUAACAUGUUGUUUAGACAUGUAGUUUCUUAAUAUUCAAGAAAGUACAGUACAGGUAUCUAUUUCGAAUAAUGUUCGUCUCAAUCGAAUCGUCUUAAAUCGAUGCUGCGUUUUGUAACUUUUCGGGUAGACAGUUAAAAUCUCCAGAGAGAAUAAAUAAAUGUUAUGUUAAAAACUUUUAAAAUAUAGUAGUUGUGUUUAUUCUUUCAGUAGGGUUUCAUCAUAAUGCCAAAGCACACUCAUUUAUACAACAGUUAACGACAUUGUAACGGGACUUUCAAAUCACAUUCAGUAAUAGACACGGGAUAUGAGCAUAUUAUGUGGUUGUUAAACUAAAUACCUGCCUAUUGUGGUUGCCUAGGGUGUUCACUCGAGUUCUUUAAUAUAUUGGUAUUGUGAAGAAUUCAAAAUAAGUGUUGGAAAGCUCAAGCAAAGGUAGUGAAAUAUAGACCAAAAAUACUUGCUCAUGGGUUUUUUUUUUAUAUACCGUGCACUGAGUGAUACUGAGCGAAUUCACAUUAUUUUGAUUGUAUUUUUGACCACAAUUUAAUAAUGACCAUAGCUAUCUCAUUAUUUUUACUUUUUACGUUCAUUCAUAUUUUGCAAGCCUGCUACUCUACGGCAGUAUAAUUAAACUCGACUGUACGUUUUUCGACUCUACAUUGUCAUAUUAGCGGGUAUCCAUCCUUUCAGUCUGGCGUUAUUACUUAGAUUGAUUGAUUAUUUUAACUGACUUUAAAAAGGUUGUUCGUUAAUUGGCUGGUUCAUUAGCGAUUAUCCCAAAAAGUAUAGGUUCGAUUUGAUAGGUUUUGUAUUUUGUGAAUGUGUUUUGUAUUAAAAGAGCCUGUGGUCAGAAAAGUACCUCUUUGAAAUAAAAGUUCGGUGAAGCAGUCAAAGCUUUGGCUACCUGCUGAGAUCUGAGGGUCUACCAGUAAUCUUAAAGUUAUAGUAUGGUUGUGGAAGGGUAACGGCGUAAUACACGGCAUAGAGAAUGAUGCCGAUCUUUCACACUAAUGCUUCUUUAAGAAGUGGUGGUGGACUUCUUGUUUACAUAACAGAUAAUUAGUUUUUGUCAGUACUUGCUAGCUUGAUAGAAUUGACACAUCAAAGGCUCUCAAAGAACCUGUGAAUGUAAGCUUAUUGAAGUUAUGGAAGCAAGAUGGCGCACCCUGAACAUACGGCGUAAAGCUCCUUAGUUCUUAACAAUAAUAAACGUCUUUCUAUGAGGUAGUAGAACCUCAAGAAUGAAGACAUACAAGGGCUCGCAAACACAAAAGCAUCCCCAAUACAUAUGCAGAUUAGGUGUGAAAACGGUUCAACAGUUAUUCGUCACCAGCGUGACAAAGACUUUCAGUGAACCGUUCCCUCUUGUGAAUAGAAUGUAAAAGGGCUAACGACACAUCAACUAGGUCAGCCACCAAUAGGAUAACGGUUAUCGAUACAAUAGGAGAGCUUUGUGGAGCGGAACAUCGGUCUAUCACACGGUGUCACCUCUGCUGCUACCAAGCUCUGUUGACGCCAGUCAACCAGCCAUUGUGGAAGCGAGACGGAGUGAUAUAAUGUGUAGCGGCAUCUCGCUUUCAUUGUUACCAAGUAGGUAUAUACUGCUAUGGGAUAUUUAUUGUUCCUUUUGUUGAUUGACUAUCUCGAUUUCUUGAUUUCAAUGACUUUUGUCGAUUUUAUAUGGCCACUAAAGUAUUGUUAAUAGUGAAUUUUAUCUAGAUCUUCAGUUGUUUGUUGAAUGACUUUUGUUAUUUUGAACGGACUGGAAAGCUUCUGUCGUUUGUGGUCAGCAUUUUUAAUAAUAGAGUUGUUUUACAUUGAUAAUAUGAGUAGAUAUCACUAGAAUUUGUUGAUGAGGCUUGAAAAUUAUUAGGCAGAGGCAUUCUGUAAGGCGUUUAAUUCUUGUCACUCAAGAGGUUUCCCAGGCUCAGUUAAGUUUCGUUGAAUAUUUGCUGAAAAUAGUACCUAUGUUGGACAUCAUCAUCAGCCCGUACCUAUUCGUCCACUGCUGGACAGGCCUCUCCAAUUGCAAGCCAUCGAGAUCUAUCUUCGGCUGCUCGCAUCCAGCUCCUGUCAGCCAUCGCGCGCAGAUCACCAAAAACAUUUUAAAUUAAACAUUGUUGAACAUAAUAACGAUGAACCAUGGGUUCACAUAUUUUUAUAAACGAAAGGUCAAACUCAUUAUACAUAGGCACACUAAGUAUUGCCAUACACAAAAUAUAACAAACGAGAUAUUGUUACAUACAGACAGACAAUAUAGCACAAGUUUUGCAAUACUAUAAUUUAGAUAUAUUUUUCAUGUCCUUGGUCUGAAAAUGAUGAUCAUAAUUAUAGUAUCGUUUACUCUGCUUUUGAUGAUUCGAAAUGUCAAUGAAUUUAUGUAGAGGAGAUUGGCAGCUAUUUAUAAAUAACUAGCGGCUACUAUGAGGCACUCUAAGGCUAUUCUAUUGUGGUGCGGCGUACUGAUCCGCGCCGCCUUCCCCAUGGAGGUCGCACAUGAUUACGAGAAACAUACCGAAAUCAAUUUAGAAUCGGAUUCAGUGAGAGGUCGGCGAGGGGUAAUUGAGGAAGAGAAGUACUAUAACUUGCAAACCCAUCGCCAGGAGUCGAACCUGAACCAACCGUGGAUACCGGGUCCACUGCCCCCUGAAGAUGAUCCUACCACCAAGAUAUCCAUCACCAACGAGGUAAAGGAAGUACUUCCUCUGUACCAAACCACAGAGAAAGUGACUGAUAAACCCACUGGUAGAGGAGCGAGAGCGUCUAAUGAAAACUGGAUCAAACUUCCACUGUCAGGCCGUGAUGAUCUACAGCGAGACCAAAGAGAUCAGAGAGACCAAAGGGACCAGAGGGAUCAGAGAGAUCAAAGGGAUAAUAUACUGACACCUCCACAACCUUCAGGAGAUCUCAUCAAUUCUCGUAUGCCAAGAGUCAACUUCGUCACUCAAAACAAAGCACUGGAAGCUUCAGAAUCACGGAAUGAUAAAGAAUCUGUCCAAAGACCAACAAGAACGGAUGAACUGCGAACUGAGUUUGUAAGGCCCGACGAAGAGAGAGAUAGAGCUAAGUACAAGCCUGUUUAUCCUCGACAGGCCGUUUAUAAUCCACAGAUCCCAGAAGAGUCCAGAAGGUAUUUCUACGAUGAUAGGUACUACCCAGUUCCAGAUGAUCUGUAUCGACGAGACCCUUACUAUGACAUGAUUGACCGAAGACGUUACUACCCUUACUACGGACCAAGAGUCGAUAGAUUCGAUGAAAAUUACGAUAAUAUGGUACCGAGGAAACCUAAAAGAAUCAUUUAUUAUGCUCACUUACCUGAGGUCGUCCGCACUCCACCCAAUGUUGACUUAAGAUAUCGUUACUCCAUGGAUCCUUACAGGCGAUUUGACGACGACAUGUACGCUAAUGCAAGGAACGGAAGAUACGAUUAUAGAUUCAGGAACAGGUACCCUUACGCUCCUCUAAGGAAGGAUGAAAGGAACUACAGGGAUCUGGCUGGAGCUGGCACUGCUGUCAAAGAUAAGAAGGUUGAGGACAAAGUAACCCCAACACCGAUUCUGCCAGAAAAGCAGGAUAAAUUUAAAACAGCGAUGAAUGCUAACAGGAAUCUUAUUAAUAGUCACCAGUAUCAUGAAAGUGUGGACACUUACAAUGACCCGCUCACACAUAAAGGUUUCCCAGACGUAGUUCGACCUGACAACAGUUACAUCAGAUUUGAUGAACCUCUCUUCCAAGGAACCGUCGAUGAUCCCUAUCAAAGAAAAUAUUGAUUGCAUAAUGGACACAGUUUUUGGCUAGUUUUUCAAUAAUAACAUGAAAAAUAGCCAUAAACGACUAGAACACUAAGAAACUAAUAGUUUAUCAAAAGCAUUUAAUUUUGACAUAGUAUUUAUUUUUAGAAUGAAAUGUAAUAUAAAAUGGAGGUUCUAGAACUAUUUUGUGACGCUAAUAAACGUAAUAACUGA
This is a messenger RNA of Trichoplusia ni (cabbage looper), 5629 nucleotides long. RefSeq lists its product as uncharacterized. Lineage: Eukaryota; Metazoa; Arthropoda; Insecta; Lepidoptera; Noctuidae. Bases 4088 to 5434 code for a protein of 448 amino acids. The record is from RefSeq and is a predicted model, not a curated record. The transcript is spliced from 3 exons.